This is a messenger RNA of Scophthalmus maximus (turbot), 4034 nucleotides long. It is a transcript of the gene kcnj4, whose product is annotated as potassium inwardly rectifying channel subfamily J member 4. Gene Ontology annotation, biological process: regulation of monoatomic ion transmembrane transport; potassium ion import across plasma membrane. Gene Ontology annotation, molecular function: inward rectifier potassium channel activity. Lineage: Eukaryota; Metazoa; Chordata; Actinopteri; Pleuronectiformes; Scophthalmidae. Bases 393 to 2030 code for a protein of 545 amino acids. The transcript has 3 exons. Gene Ontology annotation, cellular component: plasma membrane. The record is from RefSeq and is a predicted model, not a curated record.
CAGCAUUUUCAGCAAGGGGUGCAUGAGUAUGCAAGGGAGCGUGCGCACAGACAGGAUUACAUCAAGUGAAGGAGGCGGCGGAGGACAAUGCGGGAUUAAAAGAGAGAAACAACAGGGAUGAAACAAGAAGUGAUGAAGAAGAAACUAAAAGGGGAAAGGAUCACAAACCACGGAGGUCUAAGGAUGUGGGACUUUGGCCCUGGACAGUGAAAGUGGGAUUUUAAGAAGUGGAGCUGCACAAGGAAUUCAAAAUACAACCAAGUGACAGAACAACUAACUUGGGGGGGGAGGGGGUAACUCAAAAACAACCUCCAUGUUGGAAGACCUGAUCUCUGGGAGCAGGACAGAGUCUGUCCUCCGACCCUGCCCCCAUACCAGUGAUCAUUGGUGCCAUGGGAACAAGUAGGACCAACAGGUACGGCAUUGUGUCAGACAUUUUACCUGAGGAGGAACGCCGAAGGAUCUCUAGCUUAGGACUCCAGAACGGCCACAGUUCCACCAACUUCCAACUGCACUCAGCCCGCGACACAGAGACAGAGGACAGCCAGAGGAGGUCGGGAGCCUCUGCUGCGAGGGGUCAAGGAGGGAUGAACAACUACAACGGAAAGGUUCUGACAAGGGGCUCCAAUCAAGUACGGAGCCGGUUUGUAAAGAAAAAUGGACAAUGUAAUGUUGUGUUCAACAACAUGGAAGAAAAGAGGCAACGGUACCUAGCGGACAUGUUCACCACCUGCGUGGACAUCCGCUGGAGAUAUCUGCUGCUUCUAUUCUGCACCAGCUUCAUGGUGUCCUGGCUUUUCUUUGGUAUUAUCUUCUACACUGCCUCCCUGGCACAUGGGGACUUUGAGGAGCACCCCACGGUGAAGGGUGAUGGGCCGGUGGUUGGGGGGUUGCAUGGACCCACCUCUGGACACACAACCGGAGGGCAGCCACAAAGGAUGCCCUGCAUACUUCAUGUCCAGGGAUUUGUCGGGGCACUCCUCUUCUCCAUGGAGACCCAGACCACUAUUGGUUACGGCUGGCGCUGUGUUACUGAGGAGUGCCCCGUUGCGGUAAUAACAGUGGUGAUCCAGUCCAUUGUCGGCUGUAUCAUUGACUCUUUCAUGAUUGGCAUCAUCAUGGCUAAGAUGGCGCGGCCGAAGAAGAGGAAUCAGACCCUCAUGUUCUCCAAAAAUGCUGUCAUCUCCCUGCGUGACGGCAAGCUAUGCCUCAUGUGGAGGGUAGGCAACCUGCGGAAGAGCCAUAUUGUGGAGGCUCAUGUCCGUGCCCAGCUCAUACGGUCAUACGUCACAGCUGAGGGCGAGUUCAUCCCCUUGGAGCAGAUGGACCUAAACGUGGGCUAUGAUGAGGGCACAGACAGGCUGUUUCUUGUAUCCCCACUGGUCAUAGUCCAUGAGAUAGAUAAAGACAGCCCCUUGUAUACUUUAAGCCGAGCCGAUCUGGAGACAGACGACUUUGAGAUUAUUGUGAUCCUGGAGGGGAUGGUGGAGGCCACGGCUAUGACCACCCAGUUCCGUAGCUCGUACCUUGCUAGAGAGAUCUUCUGGGGUCACAGGUUUGAGCCAGUGAUCUACGAGGACCGAGACCGCUACAAGGUAGACUAUGCUCGCUUCCACAAGAGCUAUGAGGUGCCAUCAACACCUCACCUCAGCGCCAAAGAGCUUGACGAGGCUGCGAGCCGGCCCUCUUCGGCUACUUCUCCCGUCUCCGCGUGUAGAUCCACACAAGACUUGAUUCCCAGGUCGCUGGGUGCCUUCUGUUACGAGAAUGAGGUAGCACUGAGCUGCGGGGAGGAAGAGGACGACAUCUUUGACUCCUCUCAGGCUGUAGGGAAGGAGAGGGCAGAGGAAAGGAGGACUUCAGUUUCUGCAGACCUCCAAAACAUGUUCCAGGACAAUGUGACCAUGACAUCCGGCAGUCACAGCGUCAUGUGUGUUCUGGACAUGGACAAUAACGAGAUGGAAUUUGACAUCCUACAGACAGCCAUUCCUCUUGAUCCUGUGACCUAUAAGAGUGAGCACGAGAUCUAACGAACAGAGCAAGCUCCGUUUUCCCUCCUCUUUCACUCACAAAUUUGGACCUGUCAAAGGAUUUCUUGGUGACAAGUUCAUCUUUGGAUUGCAUGUACAGAUAUAUUAAAAUCCCUUUGUUUUGCCAGUGUGGUUCUAUAUUCAUAUUUGACUGUGAUUUUCCUCUCAUGGAGAUUAAAAGUUGAGAAAAAGGAGAAGGCAGAUGCAACUGCCGUCCUUCGGGAGCCAUAACAACCAGUCAGACUGAUUUCGCAGGAGGAAAACAAAUCAGAGGUUGGCUUUAAGCCCUCUUAGUUUGAUUGUUAAUUCAUAAACAAAGAAAAGCACACCAACAGAAAAUGUCCGGAAACUCUAAUCAUGUUUUAGACUGUAAGUACAUUUUGCAUAGUUUAAAAACGCACGCUAGUUGAGAAUUCCCUUUUCUUCUGUCAAUGUAAACAAGAGAUUCUAUGAAAGCAAUAGCACUUUUGACGAACCUCUCCUCCUUUCUCAAGAGGACUUGGUCAAGAUUUAAAUGGUCUUUUUUUUUCUUGUUCAUAGAAUUCAAUGGUUAUCAUUCCUGCAGUAGCAGUAGUUCUUUGCAAAGUCUGCUAUUUGCACUUUUGUGAGUACGUCUGUUUUGUUAAAUCUUUUUCCUGAAAAACUUCAAAAGCCUCCCUUCAUCUAGGUGUUUUAGUUUGCGUCAGUGAGAAUCUGCUGAUGUUGAUUUCGCUGUGCAGUUUACCAACAAGACCAUUCCAAGUGCAAUCAUUAACAGUAGCAGCAGCAGUUUUGGUUUUAAUUAAAAAUGGGAUAAAGAUUCCUUUUUCACAGAUUACUUGAUUUAUUGCUAUUGAGGGAGAAAUUUUGAAACUUUUAUGUGGAAAACAGAUAUUAAACAUUUAACUCAGUAGAAAACAAGACUUUUAUUAGAUUUCACAUACUUAUAGUAGUCUAAUAUUAAUUUACUAGUGCUAUAGAUAUAAGGCAAAGUAGGCUCUUUUGUUUAGUUUAUGAAUCACUUCAAAUCACUUUUCUCUUGGUUUGUUUCUUGUUGAGGUUGCAGCCAGUGAUAACAGGAACAAUACUGAGAAGUGGCUUUAAUUCAUGCGCGUGCUGUUGUCGUUCGCCAAAGGUCUUGAGAUGGAAAGUGAAACGCAGAGCGAAGAGUAUAGUCUCUGAAAAUGUGCAAUACGUCACUGGGUAUGGUUAGAGAGCAUAAAGUGUAACUGUGUGUCAUAAGAAUUACCUUGAAAUGAGAUGUCGCGAUGGUUGUAUCAUAGAUGACUUUCAAUAGUCAGUUGCUCUCCUUUUUUGCGGGCGCAGAAAAGCAUGCUGGGAGAAGCAGGACAAAAAAGAAAAUUUUAUUCACAGAGACACUGAUUUUGAAACACUGGCAAUUAAACUACUGAUUGUAGUGGUGAUCAGUCAAUCAAUCAGGCAGAAACUAAAAGGUUUAAAUAUCAACUGAACAUUUGUUGAUGACCAGAUACAAACACUACAGCCUUCCUGGCAACUUCUUCUCACUGAAGUCAGACUGACUGGUGCACCAACAGAUGUCACAUCACUGAGCCUCGCCAAAUUGAUAAAGAAGUCUACACUUUGAAGUAUAUACCUUACCUGAUAAUAUAUUUCUUUUUUUGUUUUUAUCAAAGGUUAGGAAAUUCAUGAAGACAAAUCCCAAAAAUGUGAAAAUGCUUGAAAGGUUUUGACUGCCAGCGUUCAUAAGUUGUUUGGAAAUGCCAGUUUUGAGUCGUGUUAUGCUUCAGCAUGAGCACAACAAGAAGAUGAUUGAGGUAAAUGUAUAAGAGACAUAGUAUUUAGUUUUCCUUGCUGCAAAGUCUUCCUGCUUCGUAUGAAUCAAAAGGUUUUCCAACCUCUGAUUGCAUGGAGAUAAAGUCGCACAAAGCAAGAUUUUGUCCUUAUUGAAAUGCCCUAAAAAGAGGAAAAAGAAAAUCUCAAGUAUAAAGCACUUUACUCUUCCUUGUAUGUCUUUUGAUGUUGCAAAUAAAUAUUUAUAUAAUU